Messenger RNA from Didymodactylos carnosus, 1590 nucleotides. The record is from the annotation of a GenBank genome assembly. NCBI's taxonomy places the organism in Eukaryota, Metazoa, Rotifera, Eurotatoria, Philodinida, Philodinidae.
AUGUCAGCUAAAACUAUCAAUCAUAUUAUAACACCGGAAGCUAUUGAAUUUCUUAAAUCACUACAUCUUAAAUUUAACUCUGAACGUCAAAAUCUUCUACAAAAACGUCUAGAACGUGAAAAAGAAUUCGAAAAUGGUGUAUUACCAAACUUUUUACCAAAAUCAAAAGACAUAUUAUCUGAUUGGAAAGUAGCAUCAACACCAACUGAUUUAGAAGAUCGACGUGUAGAAAUAACAGGUCCCGUAGAACGUAAAAUGAUUUGUAAUGCAUUGAAUAGUGGUGCAAAUGUAUUUAUGGCCGAUUUUGAAGAUUCUCUAUCACCAACAUGGACCAACAUCAUUGAUGGUCAAAUAAAUUUGUAUGAUGCUGUUAGACGUACAAUUUCGUUUACAUCGUCUAAAGGUAAAACAUACAAGUUAACAGAUGAAAAACCAUUAGCGACCUUAGUUGUUAGGCCGAGAGGAUGGCAUUUGAAUGAAAUACAUUUUUCUGUUGAUGAUGGUGAGAAGAAUCUUGAGCCAAUUUCAGCGAGUUUAUUUGACUUUGGACUCUACUUUUUCCAUAACGUUCAUGAACUUUUGAAACGAGGUAGUGGACCCUAUUUCUAUUUACCAAAACUUGAAAACCAUUUGGAAGCACGUUUAUGGAAUAAUGUAUUUAAUUAUGCUCAAGAUAAAUUAAAUAUUAAACGUGGUACAAUACGUGCAACAAUUUUAAUUGAGACAAUAUUAGCUGCAUAUGAAAUGGAAGAAAUACUUUUUGAAUUAAAAGAUCAUGCAUCUGGUUUGAACGCUGGUAGAUGGGAUUAUUUGUUUAGUUGUAUAAAGAAAUUUCCAAGACAAUUUGUAUGGCCCGAUCGUCAGUACUUAACAAUGACGCUACCAUUUAUGCGUACGUAUACCCAUCUAUUAGUUGAUACAUGUCAUAAACAUCAAGCACACGCCAUUGGUGGUAUGUCAGCGUUUAUUCCAACUAGAAAAGAUUUCCAAAUUAAUGAAGUUGCUUUUGCAAAAGUGCGUGACGAUAAACAACGAGAAUCGGAAGAUGGUUUUGAUGGGACAUGGGUAGCACAUCCUGAUUUGGUCCAAGUAGCAAAAGGCAUAUUUGAUCGUGCACUUAAUGGUAAACUAAAUCAAAAACAUCAUCAACGUACUAAUAUCAUACUUAAUACGAAAGAUUUAUUUAAUUUUCAUGUACCAGAAGGCAAAAUUAGUGAACAAGGUUUACGAAAUAAUAUUAAUGUUGCAUUACAAUAUAUUCAAAAUUGGAUACAUGGCACUGGUGCUGUAGCGAUUAAUAAUUUAAUGGAAGAUGCAGCAACAGCUGAAAUAUCCCGAGCACAAAUAUGGCAAUGGAUUCAACAUCAAACAAAACUAUGUGAUAAUGGAAAAAUUAUAACAAAAGAGUUAUAUCAAGAAUACUGCGCUGAAGAAAUAAAAAAAUUAGAGGAACACAUAUCAUACAGUAAAGCAAAAAUGAUUUUAGAUGAACUCGUUUUAAAUGAUUCAUUUAUUCCAUUUUUAACGUUGAUUGCUUACAAAUAUUUAGAUUCAAAUACUGAUAUUGGAUCAUUGCGAUCAUCCAUAUGA